Tauraco erythrolophus (red-crested turaco) is the source of this 654-nucleotide messenger RNA. The record is from RefSeq and is a predicted model, not a curated record. NCBI's taxonomy places the organism in Eukaryota, Metazoa, Chordata, Aves, Musophagiformes, Musophagidae.
GAGCAGCAUUCCCAUGGUCUGUCCCUGUUGCAGGAGGAGCUGCGACCUCGGCUGUGCCGCAUGAAGAAGGGUCCCAAUGGCUUCGGCUUCAACCUGCACAGUGACAAGAGCCGUCCGGGGCAGUACGUCCGUGCCGUCGAUCCUGACUCGCCGGCUGAGGCGGCCGGGCUGGCCCCCCAGGACCGCGUCAUCGAGGUGAACGGUGUGUGCAUGGAGGGCAAGCAGCACGCUGACGUGGUGGCAGCCAUCAAGGCGGGUGGCGACGAGACCAGGCUGCUGGUGGUGGACGUCCUCACAGAUGAGUUCUUCAAGAAGUGCAAGGUGGUGCCCUCUGAGGAGCACCUGGCAGGUCCCUUGCCAGAACCAGUUGCCAACGGCGAUAUAGGGAAGGAAAACAAUGAAGAGCCGCGGUCCAACUCGGUGUCCGAGAGCCCGACCAGCCCUGGGCCACUGGCCGUGUCCCCCGACUCCGCGGACACGCACACCCCGCCUGACACACAGGAGGGUUACAAGCGCCAUUCGGCAUCCGGCUCCCUCCUGGACCUCGACAUCCCACUGGCAGUGGCCAAGGAGCGGGCGCACCAGAAGCGCACCAGCAAGCGGGCACCCCAGAUGGACUGGAGCAAGAAAAACGAACUGUUUAGCAAUCUGUGA